This is a messenger RNA of Cryptococcus wingfieldii CBS 7118, 858 nucleotides long. RefSeq names its product S-formylglutathione hydrolase. Bases 1 to 858 code for a protein of 285 amino acids. The transcript has 5 exons. The record is from RefSeq and is a predicted model, not a curated record. Gene Ontology annotation, cellular component: cytosol. Gene Ontology annotation, biological process: formaldehyde catabolic process. Lineage: Eukaryota; Fungi; Basidiomycota; Tremellomycetes; Tremellales; Cryptococcaceae. Gene Ontology annotation, molecular function: S-formylglutathione hydrolase activity.
AUGGUCCAGCUCGAAAAGGUCUCUUCCAACAAGGUCGCCGGCGGCUUUGUCACAAAAUACAAGUUCCCCUCUACCUCCCUCUCCCUGCCCACCCAGUUCAACCUCUUUGUCCCAUCCAACACCUCUUCCGGCCCUGUGCCUGUGCUCUUUUACCUCGCUGGUCUCACCUGCACCGAGGACACAGCUGCUCAGAAGGGUGGCUUCUUUAUCAAGGCCGGUGAGGAGGGCAUUGCUCUUGUGUAUCCCGACACCAGUCCUCGUGGCGCCCACGUUGAGGGUGAGGACGACGACUGGCAGCUCGGUACUGGAGCUGGCUUCUACAUCAACGCCACCGAUGACAAGUGGAAGAAGCACUACAACAUGUAUGACUUGGUGGUCAAGGAGUUGCCCGAGGUCCUCAAGGAAGCCGAUUUGGGCUUGGACUUUUCUAGGUGGUCAAUCAUGGGGCACUCUAUGGGUGGCCACGGCGCUUUGUCUAUCUACCUCAAGAACCCCGGUCUUUUCAAGUCUGCCUCUGCUUUCGCCCCCAUCUGCAAUCCUUCCGUCGUUCCUUGGGGCAUCAAUGCCUUCAAGAACUAUAUUAACGCCCGCACGCGUUCCAACCCUCCCUCCGAGUGGCUUGAGCACGACUCGACUGUCCUUCUUGAAAGGUUUGAGGGCCAAGCCAACAUCUUGAUCGAUGUCGGCACGGACGACCAGUUCUUGAAGGCUGGUCAAUUGACUCCCGAGUCUAUUGAGAAGCUCGGCAAGCCUGGAGUUGAGGUACGAAGGCAGGAGGGUUAUGACCACUCCUACUUCUUUAUCUCAACUUUCGCACCUGACCACAUUGCUUUCCACGCAAAGGCCCUUAAGGCAUAG